Molecule: messenger RNA, 2023 nt
Organism: Dipodomys spectabilis (banner-tailed kangaroo rat)
Lineage: Eukaryota; Metazoa; Chordata; Mammalia; Rodentia; Heteromyidae
Gene: Cdc25c
Product: cell division cycle 25C
Exons: 14
Coding region: 125-1489 (454 amino acids)
Biological process (GO): protein dephosphorylation; G2/M transition of mitotic cell cycle; positive regulation of G2/MI transition of meiotic cell cycle
Cellular component (GO): cytoplasm; nucleus
Molecular function (GO): protein tyrosine phosphatase activity
Source: RefSeq, a predicted model, not a curated record
CCUCUUUUUCCCUCCGAUUUUCCUUUUCCUUUUUUCUUUUUCGCUUGUAUCUUUGCUUGUGUUCAGUCCCUGCACAUUUCCUUUCCCUAAAGGCAAAUCUGACUCCAAACGAGCACUGGAGACCAUGUCUACAGAACACUCAUCCACAAGAGAGGAGGAAAGCUCUGGCCAAGGAUCUCGUUUUAAGUCUAAACAGAGGAAGAUGUUACACCUUCUCUUGGAGAGAGACACUUCCUUCACCAUCUGUUCAGAUCUCCCCAGGUCUGCUGAUUCUGCAAACCUAAGCAUUUUGUCUGGAGGAACCCCAAAACGUUGCCUUGAUCUUUCGAAUCUUAGCAGUGGGGAGAUGUCUGCCACUCAGCUUACCACUUCUUCAGACCUUGAUGAAACUGGUAGGGAGAAGGAAGGUCUCUUGCAUUCUUCAGGACCUCUGGAAGUACAGUUAGCUGGAAUGAAUCAUCGCCAAGAUCUUAUGAAAGGCAACAUAGCACAGCUUCUUUGUAGCACACCAAAUGCUUUGGAUCAUGACCUUCGAAAGAAAGAUUUGAUGUGUAGUUUAUCUACAAAUAAAGAAAAUGAAAACACCACUUUAAAAUCCUUGGAGUGGCAAGCAUCUAGAAACCUGAGGUUUCAAAGAAGACUAGGGGAGCUUCAUGUGUCUCCCCUUUCUCUGCUGAACAAUGGAAUCUUGGAAAAUGAAAUGAAAUAUCUAGGCAGUCCCAUUACUGCAGUUUCAAAGUUGGAUAAAAAUCCAAAACUAGAAGACAACAUGAUAGAAGGGAUUUCAAGAGAAUUGACUGACUUUUCCUUGAAAGAUGAAGAAGACAUCAAGGAUAUAAGUCUAAAGAAGACAGUCUCUUCCUAUGACGAUAUCAUUCAGAUACUGGAGGAUGAGUCUAACCAGGGGCAUUUGAUUGGUGAUUUCUCCAAAGUUUGUGUGCUGCCAACUGUAUCAGGAAGACACCAAGAUCUGAAGUAUGUCAACCCAGAAACAGUAGCUGCCUUACUAUCUGGGAAGUUCCAGGGUCUGAUUGAGAAGUUUUUUAUUAUUGAUUGCCGCUAUCCAUAUGAGUACCUGGGAGGACACAUCCAGGGAGCCUUAAAUUUGUAUAGUCACAAAGAACUAUAUGACUUCUUUCUGAAGAAACCCAUUGUCCCCUUGGAUAUCCAGAAAAGAAUAAUCAUUGUGUUUCACUGUGAAUUCUCCUCUGAGCGGGGUCCCCGAAUGUGCCGUUCCCUGAGAGGAGAGGACAGGGCUCUGAACCAGUAUCCUGCACUGUAUUACCCAGAGCUAUAUAUCCUCAAAGGGGGCUACAGAGACUUCUUUCCAGAAUAUAUGGAGCUGUGUGAACCCCAAAGCUACUGCCCUAUGCAUCACCAGGACCAUCAGGCGGAGCUGCUGAGAUGUCAAAGCCAAAGCAAGGCUCAGGAAGGGGAGCGGCAACUUCGGGAGCAGAUUGCCCUCCUGGUGAAGGAUGUAAACCCAUGAUAGUGAUUUAGCCACUGGUGAUGAAGAAGUCAUCAAAAGACAUUGUGGUGACCCUGAGGCCAUCAUCUCUGUAGUAACCUAAGAUUGUUUAAAAAAAAGAUGUCCACACAACAGCAAGCUGCUGCACUAAGGAAAUCCCAGGAGUAGGGACUGGUUAGGUUUCAGUGGAGCUGAUGGCUGGUAGCUGAAUCUGAGAGCUAGCUCUGGAAGGCGGUGGCUUUGACUUAUGUAGAGAUUUGUGUCACUUUCAGGAACUCCUGCAUUUCUCUUCCCAAUUUCUGUCUUUUCUCUAGCCAAAUAGUUUUUUGUCUCUCUAGGCUCCUGGCUCUUUGUUCUCCCCUACCCCUUUCCCACAAAAGUGAAAAAGUAAACAUUUCAGAAUAAGAACUGUGAUUGUGGGCCCACAUCUGCUCUUAGAUCACCAACUUAGACUCCUUUAAAGGUCUGGGAAUAUUGUUCAGUUGUAAAAUGCUUGCCUACUAUCCAUCACUAUAUUUGUAGUGCUGGGUUCAAUCCCCAGCACUACAAAGAAAA